CCUAAAGGAGAUGCAGCUGUGGCUUAGGAUUCCAUUGGGAAAGCCAGAUGAUGACUCUAAAACCCUUCAAACUCAGGAUGAUUAUUGGAAAAUAUGGAAUUCGUUUCGACUGCUAUCUGAUCACAAUAGUAAAUUGUUGGUUACACUUGAUAAUUUGAAUACCAUGCCUUCAGACAACUCACUAAAUCAUUGGUAUGGGGAGCCUGUUGCUGCCUUUAUAAUACACACAGAUUCAUUUCUUACUAGAGAUGGGGAUAAUCCGAAGCAUCUCUCAGAGGGUAUACAAAAGUUAAUUACUUACUUCUUGAAUCAUUAUACCCAGAUCAUUAUAUCCGAAAAUCAACUUAAUUGCAGCAAAGAUGAAGAAUCUCAUUUAGAAACUAAUUCUGCUGAAGAUUCACGGAUACAUCGUCUACUACCUUAUAUUGAUCAAGUUAGAUCUAUAUACCAACAAAUGGACCCUCUCUCUGAGCAAGAACGUUCACAGGUUGCUUUCAGGGAUGUUUUACAUCCAAUCUUACAGCCUUUUAAGGAAAUUUCGCAGUCUAUGGUCUAUAGCGAGCAAGAGAAAGAUGAGAAGAAAUACAUGGAGUACAAAAGAGCAAUUUGUCAAGCUUUGUUGGAUAGGGUUCCAGAUGAAGAGGCAUCUGUGAUUACCACAGUAUUGGUUGUUGUUGGUGCAGGUCGUGGGGCUCUUGUGCGGACAUCACUACAGGCUGCUAAUGAAACUGGGAGGAAGCUGAAAGUUUACGCUAUGGACAGGAAUCUAAAUGCACUCGCUUCCCUUUAUAAACAGCGUGAAUCAAUGGGUUGGAAUGAUAUUGUUACCGUAAUCCAAACUGAUGCGGGACACUGGAAUGCCCCGGAGAAAGCUGACAUAUUGGUUGGUGAAUUACUAGGUUGUUUUGGUGACAACGAGCUGGCUUCUGAAAUCCUUGACGGAACCCAGAGGAUUCUAAAAAAAGAUGGAAUUUCAAUACCAUCUUCGUAUACAAGUUUCCUCCAGCCAGUGAAAUCUUCGAAGUUAUAUAGUGCAGUUAAGGCAAAAGAACAGAUUUUAACCUUUGAAACUGCUUUUGUAACAAAGAUGCACAAUGUUGCUCGCCUUGCACCAUGUCAACCUCUGUUUACCUUUACUCAUCCAAAACGCUCUAUCAAAGAAAGCAACCGGCGGUAUAGGAAAUUGCAAUUUGUGAUGCCUGAUGUCCCUGAGUCAACAAUGGUACAUGGAUUUGCUGGAUACUUUGAUGCAACUCUUUACAAGGAUGUGCAUCUUGGAACUGAACCCUCUAAAGCUACGCCAGACGUGUUCUCUUGGGAUGAAAUGUAUUUUCCAUUAAGGGAACCUAUUUGUGUGCAUCGUGGCUCUACCCUAGAAGUACAUUUCUGGCGCUGUUGUGAUUCUACAAAGGUUUGGUAUGAGUGGGGUGUUACAUCUCCUUCUACAUCUCUAGUUCACAACUGUAAUGCACGUGCAGACUGUGUAUGGCAUAAUUGAAUUUACCUCAAUAAUUUGCAGUCUGCAAACAGGUAGUCAUAGCAUCCUCAGUCCUCACAGCUGACAAUAAAUUGAUUUUUGGAACUAGUAUCGGUAUCAAUUCAAUUUGGGAAAUCAUGUAUCUGCUUUUCAGAACUAGCAUAGCAUCUGAGUUAGUUCUCUUAUUGUCAGUACAUUUUAUAAAAUCAUGCCGCGUUAUAAGAUUGUCGAGAUGAUCAUUCUAUGUACGCUGUGUAAAGUUGUAAAUAAAUAUGGAUUUUUCUAGGAAAGUUUGGUGAGUUUUCUUUUAGUUUGAUCUUUUACUCCUGAAUUUUUUAACUAUUUUAAGGUGAUCUGUGUCUGUGUGUGUUAC
This is a messenger RNA of Trifolium pratense (red clover), 1850 nucleotides long. RefSeq names its product protein arginine N-methyltransferase 1.5-like. Lineage: Eukaryota; Viridiplantae; Streptophyta; Magnoliopsida; Fabales; Fabaceae. The coding region runs from base 11 to 1498 and encodes 495 amino acids. Gene Ontology annotation, biological process: regulation of DNA-templated transcription; peptidyl-arginine N-methylation. The transcript has 20 exons. The record is from RefSeq and is a predicted model, not a curated record. Gene Ontology annotation, cellular component: cytosol; nucleus.